AUGCCGACCGCAAACAAGGGCGUUCUGGUCAAAUGCGAUCCAGCUACAAAGCAAUAUCUACUUCAUCUUAAUGAGACGGCAGUACAGCAAAGGUUUGUGAUUGAAGACCUAGAUGAUUUGCACUUAUUUAUUGUGCCAGACCCAAAAGUCAUUGCGUUCAUUGAGAAGAAGAUGGACGAGUGGAACGAACAAAACACGUAUCAGCCACCCACGCAGUAG
Messenger RNA from Peronospora belbahrii, 219 nucleotides. The record is from the annotation of a GenBank genome assembly. Lineage: Eukaryota; Oomycota; Peronosporomycetes; Peronosporales; Peronosporaceae.